UGCAGCUGUAGAAGCUACAAGAAAGCAGAGACAACAAGCAAUAAACAUAACCAAAAUCCACAUCCUUAUCAGCACUUUCAGAACUCCUUACUGGUCUCUUGUCACCAUGGAUUCUAAAGUUCUUGAUUUAUUAGCCCUUAUUAUACCCUUUUUCCUCUUUGUGAUUGUGGCACUGAAAAUAUGGAGGAAUCUCAGUAAAACUGAGUCAUCUACAAAUGUACUCCCAGGACCAUGGAAGCUACCUAUUGUAGGAAACAUACCCCAUCUAAUUACAUCUACCCCACACAAAAAAUUGAGAGAGCUAGCCAAAAUAUAUGGACCCUUGAUGCAUAUGCAACUUGGGGAGAUUUUUACGAUCAUUGUUUCCUCACCAGAGUAUGCUAAGGAGAUAAUGAAAACCCAUGAUGUCAUCUUUGCAUCAAGGCCUCACACUCUAGCUUCAGAUAUAUUAUCCUAUGAAUCCACAAAUAUCAUUUCAGCACCCUAUGGAAAUUACUGGAGACAGCUACGCAAAAUUUGUACAGUGGAGCUUUUCACCCAAAAACGUGUCAAUUCAUUCAACCAAAUAAGAGAAGAGGAGCUCACCAAUCUCGUCAAAAUGAUUGAUUCACAUAAAGGGUCGCCCGUAAACCUCACCGAAGCAGUACUUUUAUCGAUAUACAAUAUCAUUUCAAGAGCUGCUUUUGGCAUGAAAUGCAAAGGCAAAGAAGAAUUCAUAUCACUCGUAAAAGAAGCUGUAAUAGUUGCAACAGGCUUUACCAUAGGAGAUUUCUUUCCUUCUGCUAAAUGGCUUCAAUCUGUUACUGGUUUGAGGACUAAGCUUGAGAGGCUGCAUCAACAAAUGGAUAGGAUACUAGGAGACAUCAUCAAUGAACAUAAAGAGGCAAAGUCAAAGGCCAAAGAAGGCAAUGGUGAAGCAGAGGAAGAUUUGGUAGAUGUACUCCUAAAAUUCCAGGAUGUUAGUGAUUGUAACCAGGACAUUUGCUUAACUAUUAACAAUAUCAAGGCUAUAAUCCUGGACGUCUUUGGUGCUGGAGGUGAGACAUCUGCAACUACCAUAAAUUGGGCAAUGGCAGAGAUAAUAAGGGAUCCAGGAGUAAUGAAGAAAGCACAAGUUGAGGUGAGAGAAGUUUUUGGUAUGAAAGGAAGGGUUGAUGAAAAUUAUAUCAAUGAGCUCAAAUAUUUGAAAUUAGUUGUCAAAGAGACCCUAAGGUUACACCCACCAGCUCCUCUUUUACUUCCAAGAGAAUGUAGACAAACAUGUGAGCUUCAUGGAUAUCAUAUACCAGUCAAAAGCAAGGUGAUUGUGAAUGCUUGGGCAAUAGCAAGAGAUCCAAACUAUUGGACUGAAGCAGAGAGAUUUUAUCCAGAAAGAUUCAUUGACAGCUCUAUAGACUACAAAGGGAAUAAUUUUGAGUACAUUCCAUUUGGUGCUGGAAGAAGAAUAUGCCCUGGAAGCAACUUGGGUUUAAUAAAUGUUGAGCUGGCACUUGCAUUUUUGUUGUUUCACUUCGAUUGGAAGCUUCCAAAUGGAAUGAAAAGUGAAGACUUGGACAUGACCGAAGUAUUUGGAGUGACUGUUAGAAGAAAAGAUGACCUGUACUUGAUACCUACCACUUCUCAUCCUUUCCUGGAAAUUGGUGCAGAGUGUGGGGAAGUAAGAAGUGAAUUGAAGGCAAAGAAGGCUGAGUAAGAUUCAGGUCCAGGAUCAAUAAGUCCCACAAGUUGAUGAGAUAUCUUCGAGCUGAUGCAUAAACAGUUUAUAUGUUCCAUUAUUCCAACCUUCAUGGAUGAUAUAUGCAAUGAAACCAGUAAUGAAGCAGAAAUGUUGGAAGUACACAAAUAUAUGCUAAAUUUACAAUUAGUGUUUUUCUUUGAGUAACUACUAGUGUCCCUCCCCAGGGAUGCCUAGUCUUUUUAGUCUUAAUUUUCAAAAUAUAGAAAAAUUUAACAUAA
Molecule: messenger RNA, 1956 nt
Organism: Cajanus cajan (pigeon pea)
Lineage: Eukaryota; Viridiplantae; Streptophyta; Magnoliopsida; Fabales; Fabaceae
Product: cytochrome P450 71D11
Molecular function (GO): iron ion binding; oxidoreductase activity, acting on paired donors, with incorporation or reduction of molecular oxygen; monooxygenase activity
Source: RefSeq, a predicted model, not a curated record